Messenger RNA from Pedinophyceae sp. YPF-701, 897 nucleotides. The record is from the annotation of a GenBank genome assembly. NCBI's taxonomy places the organism in Eukaryota, Viridiplantae, Chlorophyta, Pedinophyceae.
AUGAAGACGCGCUCGAAGGCUCGCAGGACGAAUGAGCCCUCGUUCCUCGAGAUAGAGCCCAAAGCAGGCUUCGCGCUGCGCGGACAGCGGAAGCUGCACUUCGUCACCGGCCUCUUCGAUACCAUCGCCCGGACAUACGACCUUUUAAACAUCUUCAUCUCGCUCGGCAUGACCUCCGUGUGGCGCUGGCUCGCGCUCUCGGCGCUGCGGAAGCGCGUCGUCCCGCAAUCCUGCGACGACCGCCACGUCUCCGCGCGACCAGGGCGAGUGCGGCGCCAGCGGUGCGACGACUCCGACGACGAGGAGUGCGCGCUCUCGCGCUCGCACAUCCGCGUCCUGGACGUCGGGUGCGGCACCGGCGCCAGCACGCGCGCCGCCGCCCGCCGAAUGCGGGCAUGUGCAGCGAUCCGGGGCUUCAAGCUGCACGUCGAGGGCCUCGACUGCAGCCCGGAGAUGCUGCGGAUCGCGGGGGAGACGAAGGACGACGCGUGCUGCACGUACACGCGCGGCGACGCGGAGAACCUGCCGUACCGCGACGGCGUGUUCGAUGCCGUCCUCUCUGUGUACACGCUGCGCAAUUUCGGAACGAUCGCCAUCGCGCUCAAGGAAAUGGUCAGGGUGACGCGGUCCGGGGGCAGCGUCCUGCUGCUGGACGCGUUCGUGCCCCGGAACGUCGUUGUGCGCGCGUUGCUGCGCGUGUGGAUGCGGGGCAUCGUGCCGGCAAUCGCGGGGCUGCUGUCGCACUCACGGGCGUACGAGUACCUCGCAGAGAGCAUUCAGGGGUCGACGCCCGCCGCGGACGUCGCGGCGAUGCUGCGCAAGCUCGGGUGUGUGGACGUGCAGGUCGUUGACAUGAUGUUCGGGUCUGCCGCAUACAUUGUCGCAACAAAGCAGUAA